Triticum turgidum subsp. durum (durum wheat) is the source of this 612-nucleotide messenger RNA. NCBI's taxonomy places the organism in Eukaryota, Viridiplantae, Streptophyta, Magnoliopsida, Poales, Poaceae. The record is from the annotation of a GenBank genome assembly.
AUGGCGUCUUCGUCUCAUGCUGCUGCCACCCCGGAGACGAAGGAGCAGCUAGGCUUUGAGCCCUCGUCAUGGGGUGACUUUUUCAUCGCAUACGAGCCACCCCCACCCAAGAGGUCGGAGGAAUGGAUGAUGGCGCGAGCCGAAAAACUGAAGGGGGAUGUCAGCCUGUUAUUUAAGACUUGCAACGGCAUGACGGCGCGAAUGUUCUUGGUGGAUACACUCCAACAUCUUGGAAUAGAUCACCACUUUGAGGAGCAGAUCCAUGACUCUUUAAACGAAAUCCUAGAGAGUGACUUUAGUAGCUCAUCCAGCCUCCAUGAGGUCGCUCUUCGGUUCCGUUUACUUAGAGAGAAUGGGCAUUGGGUAUCUCCAGAUGUUUUCAACAAAUACAAGGGUGAAGAUGGGAGCUUUAGAAAGGAUAUAACUAAUGAUCCAAAAGGAAUACUAUGUUUAUACAAUGCAACUCAUCUUCUCAUUCAUGGUGAGCCAAAACUGGAAGAAGCCAUGUGUUUUGCAAGGCAACAUCUUGUAUCGGUUAAUGGUAGUCUGCAAGCCCCCCUAGCUAAGCAAGUCAAAUGCGCCAUUCAUAGAGCACUUCCAAGGGCGGUGUAA